AUGGCGAUCGACGUACACAAGAAGGCCGGCGAAGAGGUCCCGGGACCUUCCCCCAACGCGGGGCUGGCUAGGAAACCAAGCGACUCGCACCCGGCAGGUCGCAUCAAGCACAACAAGUUUAUGCAGAUAGUCCGCGGCGUCUCUUUCGCCAUCUACUUCGCCGCCUGCUGCGCAAGUAUCUUCCUGACGCAGCUCAUGGGCGGCUGGCUGUACUUCGUCAACCGCGAGCUCUACUACGCCUACAUGGCGCUGACGAAACAGUCCUUCGCCCUCACGACAACUGCUAUGACCAAGAUCUGGGGUCCUACGAAGAUCAGAAUCAGCGGUGAUGCUUCGGUUGCGGGCCAGAUCAGACAGACUCCCAACGGCUUGGUCGAGUUCGACUUCCCCGAGCGCUUGAUCCUGAUCGCGAACCACCAGAUCUACACCGACUGGCUGUACCUCUGGUGGGUGGCCUAUGCCAACGAGCCAGGCAUGCACGGCCACAUCUACAUCAUUCUGAAGGAGUCGCUGAAGUACAUUCCCCUCGUUGGUUGGGGCAUGAUGUUCUACGGUUUCAUCUUCAUGUCGCGCAAGAUGUCGACUGACCAGCCACGCCUGGCGCAUCGCCUGAACAAGCUCAAGAUGGAACACACUACACCCAACGGAAAGAAGCAUCGCGAUCCCAUGUGGCUGCUUCUCUUCCCCGAGGGCACAAAUCUGUCUGGUAACGGGCGCAGGAAAUCUGCCGCCUGGGCAGAGCAGAGUGGCCUGAAGGACCCCCAGCAUCUGCUGCUCCCGCGCAGCACUGGCAUGUUCUUCUGCUUGAAGGAGCUGUCGGGCACUUUGGACUACGUCUACGACUGCACUGUCGCCUACGAAGGCGUCCCCCGCGGCAAGUACGGCGAACAGUACUUUACCCUUUCCAGCACAUAUUUCCAGGGCCGCCCUCCGAAGUCGGUCAACUUCCACUGGCGCCGGUUCCGCGUCGCCGACAUGCCCCUGCACGACCAGAAAGAGUUUGACGCGUGGGUGCGCGAGAGGUGGUACGAGAAGGAUGCUCUCAUGGAGGAGUACAUCUCCACCGGCCGCUUCCCUCCGAGCGAAGAUAACAAAAAGGGAUACAUUGAGACCGAGGUGCGCUUGAAGCACUGGUGGGAGCUCACGCAGGUCUUCGUCGUCGUCGGAGCCGCCGGACUCGUCGUCCGAAUGUUACUCAACACGAUGCAGAAAUGGGCGGGUUUCUAG
Colletotrichum karsti is the source of this 1227-nucleotide messenger RNA. Its product is annotated as acyltransferase. Lineage: Eukaryota; Fungi; Ascomycota; Sordariomycetes; Glomerellales; Glomerellaceae. Bases 1 to 1227 code for a protein of 408 amino acids. Gene Ontology annotation, cellular component: endomembrane system. Gene Ontology annotation, molecular function: acyltransferase activity. The transcript has 3 exons. The record is from RefSeq and is a predicted model, not a curated record.